Pangasianodon hypophthalmus (striped catfish) is the source of this 1022-nucleotide messenger RNA. RefSeq names its product macrophage mannose receptor 1-like. Lineage: Eukaryota; Metazoa; Chordata; Actinopteri; Siluriformes; Pangasiidae. Bases 228 to 872 code for a protein of 214 amino acids. The transcript is spliced from 2 exons. The record is from RefSeq and is a predicted model, not a curated record.
ACAUCACAGUGUUUCCACUUUUCUGAGUCACUUCACCAACAGACCGCUGUUCUGGAGCUGCAAACAGUCUCUCAGUCUGAAUGGAAAACAGCACAUAGCCGUUCAUCCACAUCACAUUUCCCUCCUUUCAUCUCUGUCCUGCUGCAUUAACAGGAGAAAUUUCUUCCACAGCCUUUUCUCCUCCAGUCCACAGCCGCCUCACUACCUUCCAUCUCAUUCCGGUUCACAUGAAUCAGACUGAGGCUCGGGCAGCUUGCAGAGAAAAUUACAUUGAUCUCGUCACUCUGUACACUGAUGAAGACAACACUGAACUGUAUAAUAUGAUGACUUAUAUGUAUUGGGGAUGGAUCGGUCUCUAUCGCGGUCAGUUCAGUGAGAAAUGGUCUAAUGGUGAUCCUGUAACAUUCAGAAAUCUGACAGGGGAUUGUGGGACAUCGAGCUGCUGUGCUGCUGUGAAACCUGAUGGUUCAUGGGAAAGUCUUCAGUGCACAGUGACGAGAUAUUUCAUGUGCUAUGAACAAGCUGCUUCUUCUCAGACUCCUAAUUAUCAUCUAAUCCGUGAGAAUAAGACCUGGUUUGGUGCUCAGCGUUACUGCAGGGGGAAAUACACUGACCUGGUCAGCAUCAGAGAUCAGCAGCAAAAUGAAGAGGUGAAGAUUAAAGGGUUAAACAGCAGCACGUCCUUCUGGAUCGGCCUGCUGCGUGAUGACUGGCAGUGGACUGAUGGAGGAAACUCCACCUACAGAAACUGGGCGAGCGGUCAUCCUCAGCCAUCAUCACCAUACGACUGUGUACAAGUGAGGCGAGGGAGAUGGUAUUCAGUGCCAUGCAGUAGUAAUUAUUACUACACUCUGUGCUACGGUAAGUGUUGACUUUCCAAACAGUAAAAUCGUCUCAGCAAUCUUCUGUAUAAUGACUAGAACACAGCUGGUGUGAGUCUCUGUCUCUGAUAUCACUCUAAACCAUCCUCCUCCUUUUGGGUUUUUCUGUCUCUAUCAGCUUCCAUCCAUGUGAGUGAUGUG